AUGCUCAAGUGUGCUGGCAUGCGGUCCCCGAGGCUCUCGGGCCUGGGGAAUCAGGACUUGUUCCAAGUCCCGCCCGGGCCAAAGGAGCAGGUGUGGGAACGGGAAUUUAGCAUUGUUUUUGACGGGCGCAAGCCCACCGGGUUGGGCUUUACGCCAGUCAAGGAUGCCACGGGUUACACUUGUGGCAUCGGCAACGUCGUGCCGAGCAAGGAACGCGACAACCUUGCCGCCGAUCACAACGAACAUUGCUACCUGAGCUGCGACCUGUCGCGCGUCAUCACCCCGGGCCUGCGCAUUCGCGCCAUCAACGAUGUGGACUCCAAAAACAAGGCAUUCGAUGUCGUCGUGGCAAAGAUUAAAACGAUGCAACGACCGAUCUUGCUCACGUUUGCCGAUGUUACGUCGGCCAACUUCGCGGAUCCGGUGACGCCCGCCCCCGACUCGUCGCAACACGCAGCACUUGGGGAGGAAGUAAUCAUGCUCCGCGCGCAGCUCCACGAUGCGAUUCUGGCGAGAGAUGAGGCGCUGGCGGAAGCAGCCAAGUUCCAGGAGUGGAACCAAGCACUCUUGACGACGAACGGCGCGAUGAGUGACCAAAACUCGGCUGCCGCGGACGAGGUCCGGUGCGAGCGCAGCGCUGCCGAGGCAAAGCAAGCACUUGCGGUCCAGUUGCAGGGCGACCGCGACCGCGCUCUCGCGACAGUCCAUCUCUUAAAGCUGGAAAACAAGAGUCUCCACGACCGCGUCGACCAACUGCACCAACGUCUGGAAGAUACGCUCGCAGCCAAGCGCGAGACAUCCGAGCGACUGGAGGCGCUCGAGCGCCAGCGAAACGACGAGCUGCGCUUGUUUGCAUCGUUGCAACGCGAGAUCCACGUCGAAGAAGACGAGACGAAUGAGCUGGACAAGCUCAUGCAGGCCUCGACUCCUGGCGGCAUCGAGAAAGACACCCACGAAGCCACGAUGAACAAACUACGAGAACAGCGCGCGGCCCACGCAACGCAAAAGGCGUCCCUCGAAGCUGCUCUGAACGAGCACAUGGCACGAGCGGCGGCAGAUCGCGAACGCAUUGACAAGCUCGAGCAGGACAAGGAGGCCCUUGAGCGAUCCAUCCUGGAACCGGUCCACCCCCGCUACGAUCCGACUCAGUCGACACUGGUCGCAUCCCACACAAGUCACGACGCUUCAUCGACGGCGACCCCCGCAGCGACUGUGCAACUCCUCCAUGCCGAGCUUGGCUGUGCACAUGAAAAAGUCGUCCACGCCAAGGCGGAGACCCGGUCGGAACACGCGAAAUGGACGGCGGAGAAGGUCCUGCUCCUCGCGAGGAUUCAAGCUGCCGAACACCACAGUACAUCAUUGGAAGCGGAGCUGAAGGCGGCGACAGCUGCGACGGCCGCGGCGGCCGCGGCAAACGUCGCGAGCCAAGAACACGAAGCCACCAUCGUCAGGGACUUUAUCCAUCGCAUGUCGACAAAAGGCUUUCGCAUGCACAAGCAUGGCCGCCGGGGGUUUACGCACGACCGGUACCUGUACACGGACGCGGACGGCCACUGGCUGAGCUGGACCAAAGUCACGGCCGCGCGGCACCCUGAGGCAUUUCGCCACCCGAGCAAGAAGAUCGUGGUCGACGUCAAGGACAUCGUGGAGGUCCUGCCUGGUAAGCAGACCCAGGUGUUUGCCCGGCUCAACAGCGUCCAGACACCGCCCGACCGGUGCUUCUCCCUCGUCUGUGCCAAGCCAUGUCGAACCAUCGAUAUCGAAACCGACACGCCCGAGCAAACCCAGAGGCUCAUGCAGGGCUUCCGAUUACUCAUUCGGCGCCGCGCCGCGCUGGCAGCAACGCCCGUAGCCCCGUUGCAUUGA
This is a messenger RNA of Aphanomyces invadans, 1866 nucleotides long. RefSeq lists its product as hypothetical. The record is from RefSeq and is a predicted model, not a curated record. NCBI's taxonomy places the organism in Eukaryota, Oomycota, Saprolegniomycetes, Saprolegniales, Verrucalvaceae. Bases 1 to 1866 code for a protein of 621 amino acids. The transcript is spliced from 7 exons.